AUGGACAAGCCGCAAACGAUGAAUGCUGAUCAAACUGCUCCCGAAGAAUUAGCUGCACAACCAGUUCAACUACCGACACAUCCAUCCGAAAUAGCGGACCUUCCACCACCCAAUAUCGUCCCCGAUGGUGUCUCACCACCAGUCCGCCAUCCACUCGAUCCAUUAACAGCGGAUGAGAUCAAUCUGACCACGCGUCUGCUUCUGGCAACGCCUCCAUUAGGAUCUCACAUUCGUAUCAUCACGAUUGUUCCCAUCGAACCCCACGACAAGAAUUACAUAAUCAAUUUCAAGUCCAAAGAUCAAUUGCAACGACGUGUCAGUGCUCUUAUCCGUGAUUCGCAAAACCGCACUUCAUACGAAGCCACGCUUGAUUUGAUAAACAAAUGUGUCGAAAAACUUAUUGAACAUCAAAAUUUUCAACCGCCUCUUACUUUCGAUGAGAUGAUAGAAAGUGAUAGUAUUCUCCGGAAGAACGAAGCCGUACUCGCCGCUUUCGCUAAACGAAAUAUCAAAAUUGAUGAUGUAGUUUUCUAUGUAUUUUCAUCUGGUUACACAAAUGAACACGAUUCCCCAGCGAAGCGUCGCAUCUUUCGACCUUAUGCAGCUGUGAGAAAAUCACCAGAAGAUAAUUAUUACGCUCACCACAUCGACGGUCUUGUGAUCACCGUCGAUCUCGAUUCUUUCACUGUUGAAGUGGAAGAUCACUCUGUCGUUCCUGUCCCGUCAUACACAGCCAACUAUGACCCUGAAAGAAUCAAAUCACCAAAUAACAUACCCUACUUUCCUGAUGGACUUCGCAAAGAUCUCAAACCAUUAGUCAUUACUCAGCCAGAAGGACCUUCAUUUCAAAUCGAUGGAUAUCAGGUGACAUGGCAAAAAUGGCGAUUUCGAGUGGGAUUCAAUGUACGCGAAGGUCUCACGAUUCAUAUGGUCGAAUACUUCGACCAACCACGCUGGAGAUCGAUUUUCUAUCGAGCAAGCCUCGACGAAAUGUGGGUCCCGUAUGGUGAUGCUAGUCCAGGGCAUAAUUUCAAGAAUGCUUUCGAUGUUGGCGAAGUCGGUAUCGGAUUACUUCUGAACAGUCUCGUCCUCGGAUGUGAUUGUCUUGGCGAAAUCCGAUAUAUGGAUGUGAUUCGUAAUAACAAUAAAGGCGAAGCACUUCUGCUCAAAAAUGCCAUUUGUAUUCAUGAAGAAGAUAUCGGCUUACUCUGGAAACAUACCGAAUACAUUGAGCAACGCACACAAGUUCGACGUUCGCGACGGUUAGUUGUCUCUAGCGUGGCUACUGUGGGCAAUUAUGAAUAUGGAUUCUAUUGGUACUUCCAGCAAGAUGGUGCCAUUCAUUACGAAGUCAAACUCACUGGAAUCAUCGCUCCCGGAUCAAUCGAACCCGGUAAAAUUCCUGCUUCAGGCGGAUUGAUAGCUGAAGGACUCUAUGGUCCACAUCAUCAGCAUUUUUUCAACAUCCGCAUUGACUGGAAUCUGGAUGGACAGAAGAAUUCGUUAGUCGAAGUCAACUGUGAAUCCAUUCCACCGGGACCCAACAACUUGUCCGGCAAUGGAUGGGCAGCUCGUGAAACAGUCUUGGUGACAGUCGGUGAAGCACGUCGCUCUCACGAUGCAAGCAAAGGUCGCUUUUGGAAAGUGAUCAAUCCAAACGUGAAAAAUCAUGUGAAAUUACCAGUAGGCUACAAAAUCGUCUCGAUGACACCAGCCUGCUAUCCAAUGUGUCACUUAGAGUCAUGCCAAGGUGGACGAAGUGCAAUGGCUCGUCACCAUCUUUGGGCCACGCGUUACGAUGACAAAGAACUUUACGCUGCUGGACUCUUUCCUAAUCAAUCAAAAGGCGAUGAAGACGGCAUAGCGGUGUACAGUGAAAAGCACAAAGAUGAUUCGUUAGUCGAAUGUGAUCUUGUGACUUGGUACACAUUCGGUUGUAAUCAUGUUGUUCGACCUGAAGAUUGGCCCGUAAUGCCUGUGGAAACAGUUGGAUUUCGUCUCCUACCAGAUGGAUUUUUCCGCGGUAGUCCUGCCAUCGAUGUGCCCCUAUCGAAACCUCACCAAAGCAAAGAAACAGCUUGUUGUGGUUGUACAAAUGGGGAUAAACAAAGGACACGUCCGUAUAAUUGGAAGUCAAAAAGAUUAACAGCAAAUUGA
Didymodactylos carnosus is the source of this 2157-nucleotide messenger RNA. NCBI's taxonomy places the organism in Eukaryota, Metazoa, Rotifera, Eurotatoria, Philodinida, Philodinidae. The record is from the annotation of a GenBank genome assembly.